AUGUCGAAACCUUUACCAUAUUCAGUGAAAGAUAUUCAUUACGACAAUGCCAAGUUCAGACACCGAUCUCCUUUGAAGGUUUUUUCUCAAAGCUUGCUUACUCUAAACACAAAACGUAACUACGCAAGCUGUAGCACGUGGAAGUUCCUUAUAGUAAUACUGUUCUUCGGCCUAGCAUGUCUAAUGCUGAUGAGCAAGAGUCCAAAUGAUUCUUCCGCUAAUGAAAAAGGAAAAGUCACUUUCGUUGGGGGACUUAGGCUAGGGAGGCUUUUGAGAAAGCCGCCUAGGCUUCCACCUCGUUUAUCACCUGACGAAGGACAACUUAGAGGUAGUUCCACUUAUGGCUCGAACUCUGACCCGAAAUGGGCAGCCAGACAGCAAAGUGUGAAGGAUGCUUUUGACUAUGCAUGGUCCGGCUAUAGAAAGUAUGCAAUGGGCUAUGACGAGCUUAUGCCUAUUAGCCAGAGGGGCGUGGAUGGGUUGGGAGGACUAGGUGCCACUGUGGUGGAUGCUCUUGAUACAGCCAUGAUAAUGGGUCAUAAUAACAUCGUCUCUGAGGCAGGAUCAUGGGUCGAGGCUCAUCUCUUGGAGAGGAUCAGUCAGAAGGGUCAAGUUAAUCUGUUCGAGACCACAAUACGUGUGUUGGGCGGGCUUCUGAGUGCGUACCAUCUGAGUGGAGGAGAGCAGGGUGCGACGAACAUGACACAUAACGGACCGAACCCAGCUGUCUAUCUAAAUGUUGCCAAGGAUUUGGCUGAUCGUCUGCUUUCGGCUUUUAACUCCAGCCCUACUCCGAUUCCUUAUAGUGAUGUCAUAUUGCGUGACUCAACCGCUCAUCCAGCUCCAGGAGGAAUGAGCAGUACAGCAGAAGUUGCCUCUGUGCAGCUUGAGUUUAACUACCUCAGUACUGUUUCUGGCGAUCCAAAGUAUAGUACAGAGGCCAUGAAGGUCUUAGCUCAUAUAAAAUCCCUUCCAAAGACAGAAGGUCUUGUUCCAAUCUACAUCAGCCCUCAGUCAGGUGAAUUUGUUGGUGAGAAUAUCAGGUUGGGAUCUCGUGGCGAUAGCUACUACGAGUAUUUAAUAAAGGUGUGGCUUCAGCAAGGAGCCAAGCUGAACAGUGACUUCACGUAUUUGUAUGAUAUGUACACUGAGGCGAUGAAAGGAGUCAGGCAUUUGCUUGUGCGCAAAUCAAUUCCAAAUGGUCUUGUCUUUGUAGGGGAGUUACCUUACGGUUCUAAGGGAGAGUUCAGUCCGAAAAUGGAUCACCUGGUUUGCUUCUUGCCUGGUACUCUUGCUCUUGGUGCUACAAAGGGACUCACAAAGGAGAAAGCCCUGGCGGAAAAUCUUUUAUCCUUUGAGGAUCUGGAAAAUCUGAAACUUGCAGAAGAUUUAGCGAAAGCAUGCUUUGAGAUGUAUGAAGUAACUGCCACUGGUCUUGCUCCAGAAAUUGCUUACUUUCACACAGAGGAAUACUCUGAGGACGGUCUUGAAGGAGGGAAUAAGAGUUCAAUGUAUGCAAAAGACAUAAUCAUAAAGCAUGCUGAUCGACAUAAUCUACUGCGCCCUGAAACUGUUGAAUCACUCUUUGUGCUCUAUCGUAUCACAAAAGAUACAAAAUACCGAGAUCAAGGUUGGCAGAUCUUUGAAGCAUUUGAGAAGUACACGAAGGUGAAAACAGGUGGUUACACAUCAUUGGAUGAUGUCACAGAAGUGCCUCCUCUUAGGAGAGAUAAGAUGGAGACAUUCUUCCUUGGUGAAACAUUGAAGUACUUGUACUUGCUCUUUGGAGAUGACUCGGUGAUUCCAUUGGAUAAGUUUGUGUUCAACACUGAAGCCCAUCCAUUGCCAAUAAGAAGCACCUGA
Thlaspi arvense is the source of this 1863-nucleotide messenger RNA. Lineage: Eukaryota; Viridiplantae; Streptophyta; Magnoliopsida; Brassicales; Brassicaceae. The record is from the annotation of a GenBank genome assembly.